Messenger RNA from Spodoptera litura, 574 nucleotides. RefSeq lists its product as uncharacterized. Lineage: Eukaryota; Metazoa; Arthropoda; Insecta; Lepidoptera; Noctuidae. The record is from RefSeq and is a predicted model, not a curated record.
AUGGAAUCCAACAUCCCGAAAGGUGGUGCGAAGGACAUCAUAUUGGGAGAAUCAUACAGGGUCGGAGUGAGGACACCACCUUUUAACCCUAGUGACCCAGAGUUGUGGUUCGCCCUUUUAGAGGGUCAAUUCGUGCUAUCAAGUAUAACCGCUGAUGCGACGAAAUUUUAUUACGUCUUGGCCCAACUGGAACCACAGCACUCAGCAGAGAUCCGAGAUUUAGUAGUCAAUCCGCCAAAUACAAACAAAUACGAAACUCUAAAAACAGAAUUGGUGCGCCGGUUGUCAGCAUCGCAAGAAAAGCGAAUCAAACAGCUGCUGAUGCACGAAGAAAUAGGUGACAGAAAGCCAACUGCAUUUCUCCGACAUUUACAACACCUUGCAGGUGAGAAUGUCCCUAAGGAGUUUAUACGCACAAUAUGGGCGAGUAGACUUCCCACCCACCUGCAAACGUGCAUAGCUGCUCAACAGACGAAGAUGUCACUAGAGGAUCUGGCCGAACUGGCGGAUCGGGUUAACGACGUGGUUCCCACAACCAUGCUACUUACCAGCCCAACUCCCAGUCAAGUAGCUA